GUGACAUUUGCAUUUCAUACCUUCGAAGAAGAACAAAAAAGAAAUAAGAAAAAAGGAAAAAAAAAGAAUUAAAUUAAAUUCUCUUCUUGCUACUUUUUCAAUAAAUAAAUAAAUUUUUUAUUGAAAUAAAUGUUCAUUUUCCCAUUAAAAUUUUAACAUAAUUUUAACGCAAAAUGUCUUAUAAUUACGAAGAAAUGAGUUGGGCCGAUGUUCGUGAUCUAUUUCGUAAAUGGCGCGAAGAUAAUGAACGUCGAAGUGACGAUGUCAUUCAACUUUGGAUUGCAAUUUUGGAGGAUAAAAUCCGUAAAGUUGGCAACGAGAGGCAUUUAAUUUUGGAACAAGUAAUUAUUGCUGCCCUGGAUGUAGCACGUUUCGAUAUUGCUGUCGAAUGUACCAAGCGACUGUCGUUGGAAUUUCCUGGCAGUUUGAGGGUGCAAAAAUUCAAGGCAAUGCGAUUGGAAGCAUUGGAGCGAUAUGAUGAAGCUUUGGAUGUUCUCGAUGCGAUUAUUAAGAAGGACGAAACAAAUGCAGCGCCAAGGAAGAGAAAAAUUGCAAUUUUAAAAGCGAAGGGGAAGCGCACAGAAGCUAUUAAAGAAUUAUGUGAAUAUUUGAAAAAGUUUAUGUCUGAUCAAGAGGCUUGGCAUGAAUUAUGCAAUUUGUAUUUAGCCGAAGGUGAAUACGCAAAAGCUGCCUUCUGUAUGGAAGAAGUACUUCUACAUAAUCCACAUAGUCAUUUGAUUCAUCAGAGAAUAGCAGAAAUUCGUUAUACAAUGGGUGGAAUGGAAAAUAUUGAAAUAGCUAAGACUUAUUAUGCGCAGGCUGUCAAACUUAAUGCAAACAACUUGAGAGCGUUAUAUGGACUCUACCUAUGCUACAAUUUUAUUGCAAAUUCCAGAGCUGUCGUAGCUAAGCGAAAGGAUGCACAAAAAAUGGCUCAAUGGGCACUCGAACAAGCCACAAAGAAAACGACGCCAACAUCGAAGAUUACAAACAAUGACAAGUAUAUUGCUGCAUUGGAAAGCGCAUUUGGCAGCAUGGAUUUGAAAUCCAAUUGACAUGAAUUUGUCAAAAUUUGCCAAAAAACAUGCUUUGCAUAGUUUUCAUUUUAUAUAAUUCCAAAAUACACCUACACCUAUAAUCUAUAUGUGUCUUUAUUGUUUCUUUAAAAAAAUCACACAUUAUAAUAUUUCCAUAAUCAUUUCAAAGAAAACUUCAAUGGCAACUUGGCAACCAUUAAAAAAAAUAAAAAUAAAUAUAAAACAAACAACACUACAAAAAAUAAACCAAAGGGUCCUUGUUUCUCAAAAAAAAAAAAAAAAUAAUAACUAAAAAAUGAAUGUAUUCUUCAUUAUCUCGCAGGACGG
This is a messenger RNA of Episyrphus balteatus (marmalade hoverfly), 1364 nucleotides long. RefSeq names its product ER membrane protein complex subunit 2-like. Gene Ontology annotation, cellular component: EMC complex. The record is from RefSeq and is a predicted model, not a curated record. Bases 174 to 1055 code for a protein of 293 amino acids. Gene Ontology annotation, molecular function: protein binding. Gene Ontology annotation, biological process: protein folding in endoplasmic reticulum. Lineage: Eukaryota; Metazoa; Arthropoda; Insecta; Diptera; Syrphidae. The transcript has 5 exons.